Messenger RNA from Diutina rugosa, 702 nucleotides. RefSeq names its product Mrt4p (gene MRT4). Gene Ontology annotation, cellular component: preribosome, large subunit precursor; nucleolus. Gene Ontology annotation, molecular function: RNA binding. Gene Ontology annotation, biological process: ribosomal large subunit biogenesis; nuclear-transcribed mRNA catabolic process; rRNA processing. Lineage: Eukaryota; Fungi; Ascomycota; Pichiomycetes; Serinales; Debaryomycetaceae. The record is from RefSeq and is a predicted model, not a curated record. Bases 1 to 702 code for a protein of 233 amino acids. The transcript has a single exon.
AUGCCCCGUUCGAAGCGAUCAAAACUUGUGACAUUGGCCCAAACCGACAAGAAGGGGAAGGAAAACAAGGAGCGGAUUUUCGACGAUGUCCGCAGUGCCCUUGACACUUACCGCUACGUGUGGGUCCUCCAGCUCGAUGACGUUCGGACCCCCGUCCUUCAAGAAAUUCGUCAGGCCUGGACUGGUUCCAAGUUGAUUAUGGGCAAGCGCAGAGUGUUACAGAAAGCCCUUGGUGACACCGUCGAAGAGGAGUACAAGGACAACUUGCUGCAACUCGCCAAAGAGUGUGACAAGGGUUUGCCCGGUCUUUUGUUCACCAACGAAGACGCCGACACCGUCAAGGAAUACUUCGACACUUACGUCAAGGCCGACUACCUGCGGGCCAAGUCGCAAGCUCCCCUCGACUUCACCAUCCCCAGUGGCAUCGUCUACUCCCGUGGUGGCCAAAUCCCCGCUGAAGAUGACGUGCCCAUGGCCCACUCGUUGGAAGAGACUCUCCGUAAUAAGUUCAAGAUCCCCACCAAGAUGAAGCAAGGUAAGAUCACCAUCGCUGAGCCUUACCACGUGUGUCUGAAGGGCGAUGUCUUGGACGUUCGUCAAGCGCUUAUCUUGAAGCAAUUCGGGAUCGCCGCCGACGAGUUCAAGGUGGGGAUGGUCGCUUGGUACGACGGUGAAUCGAACGAAGUCACCAAGAUUGAAUAA